CAGCGCAGCGAAGUGCUCCACCGGACAACCGCGCGGGUCCGAGUCCAUACACCAUCCACAAUAAACCAUAUAAGAUCAAGUGCAGUGGCAAUUAAACGACGAGUCGUGAGAGUGCCAGUGAAAAUAAAUUCCCAUUGGGUUAAAGUUGAAGACAAAAGCCCCAAAAGCUACAGUACGUGCAAUUUUCCGAGACAAACAAGUUGCUGCUGCUCAAAGCUUGGGGGACUCACUGAGAACGCCAUUAAGUAAUUUUAUCUGCUGCCUGGCAGUGGAGACGUAGCGGAGGAGCAAAGCUUUCGAAGCCAUGGAUUUCAGAAAAUAUUUAGGUUUAUUGGCUCUCGUCCUGCUGGCUGUUCUGACGCUCAACGGUCGCCCAGUAGAUGCCUGCUCCUGCAUGCCCUCGCACCCACAGACGCACUUCUGCAAGGCCGACUAUGUUGUGCAGCUGCGAGUGCUGCGCAAAUCGGACACCAUCGAUCCGGGCAAGACCACCUACAAGGUGCACAUCAAGCGCACUUACAAGGCCACUCCCGAGGCACGUCGCAUGCUGCGCGAUGGACGUUUGGCCACGCCCAACAGUGACUCCAUGUGUGGCAUCAGGCUGGACCUCGGCAAAGUCUACAUCAUCGCGGGACGCAUGCCCACGCUGAACGUGUGCAGCUACUACAAGGAGUACACCAAGAUGACCAUCACCGAGCGCCACGGAUUCAGCGGCGGCUACGGCAAGAGCUGCAAUUGCACCGUAUCACCCUGCUUUGGCCAGCAGUGCCUGCGACAUCGAGAGUACUCCGAUGGCUGCAAGUGGUCGCCGUUCGGCAAGUGCGAGCGCGACUACAGCGCCUGCAUGCCCCAUGUGACGCACACGGUGAACGGCAGCAUCUCCCGGUGCCGCUGGCGGCGCACGCAACUCUACAGAAAGUGCCUCAGCAAUCCGUAGGCGGAUAGGGCGCCCCCAAUCCCCCUAAUCCUUGUUAUGCUACCGUUUCUCUCUGUCCAGAGCUUUAAUACGUACGUUAUGCCUAAUGUGUUAUUUAUUAAUUGAUGCUUUUGAAAUGUAACCGAGCUUCGAACAGCUACUUAAUUA
This is a messenger RNA of Drosophila persimilis, 1084 nucleotides long. RefSeq names its product tissue inhibitor of metalloproteinase (gene Timp). Gene Ontology annotation, molecular function: protease binding; metalloendopeptidase inhibitor activity. Gene Ontology annotation, biological process: negative regulation of membrane protein ectodomain proteolysis; negative regulation of endopeptidase activity. NCBI's taxonomy places the organism in Eukaryota, Metazoa, Arthropoda, Insecta, Diptera, Drosophilidae. The transcript is spliced from 5 exons. Bases 305 to 937 code for a protein of 210 amino acids. Gene Ontology annotation, cellular component: extracellular matrix. The record is from RefSeq and is a predicted model, not a curated record.